Molecule: messenger RNA, 1509 nt
Organism: Cladophialophora psammophila CBS 110553
Lineage: Eukaryota; Fungi; Ascomycota; Eurotiomycetes; Chaetothyriales; Herpotrichiellaceae
Exons: 2
Coding region: 1-1509 (502 amino acids)
Biological process (GO): transmembrane transport; carboxylic acid transport
Cellular component (GO): plasma membrane
Molecular function (GO): carboxylic acid transmembrane transporter activity
Source: RefSeq, a predicted model, not a curated record
AUGGAUACUCCUCCUGAGAAGAAGAUCAUCGAAGAAAACCUUGGCCCGGAAGCCGCCCGUUCAUACUCGAUCCAUGAAGCUCCACUCGAUGCGACCCCAAAGUCACGAUGGGAACGAACAUGGCCUGUCAUUGCCUGCGGUGCAGGAUUGUUCUCUGAUGGCUAUCUCAAUGGCGUCAUUGGGUCUGUCAACACCAUGCUCAAGACCAUCUACAAAGACGAAUACGUCAAAUCAAAUGCACAAAACAACGUCUCCUCGAUCGCCUUCGCGGGCACAGUCGUCGGCCAGCUCGUCUUUGGUUACCUGUCCGACCAUUGGUCUCGUCGACACUCGCUCCUGAUCUCUACCAUCAUCCUGAUCGUCUUUGCCGCCCUGGGCGCAGGCUCCUACGGUGCCGGCGGCAGUAUUCAAGGCCUGUUCGCCGCACUGGCUGCCUACCGCUUUCUUCUUGGUAUUGGUAUUGGAGGAGAGUACCCAGCCGGCUCGGUCGCGUGCGCAGAGAGCACCGGGGAACUCAAGAACGGCCACCGGAAUCGAUGGUUCAUCUGCUUCACCAACCUGGCCAUUGACGUCGGUUUCGUCGUCGCCGCCUUCGUGCCCAUGAUUUUGGCCUUGAUCUUUACCGACCACCACCUCCGCGCUGCCUGGCGCAUAGCGCUGGGCUUGGGCGUCAUUCCUCCCUUGUCACUGCUAUACCUCCGGAUCAAGCUGCAAGAACCCGAAGAAUACCACCGCAACAAGAUGAACCACUACCCAUACUGGCUGAUCCUCAAGUUCUACUGGUGGCGUCUGAUCGUCGUCUCCCUGAUCUGGUUCAUCUAUGACUUCUCUGCCUACUCCUUCAGCAUCUACUCUUCCUCGUGGCUAGCCUUCCUGCUCCCCGCCGACGCACCCCUCUGGAAAUCCUUCGGCUGGAACACGGUCAUCAAUCUGUUCUACGUCCCCGGUGCUGUCAUCGGCGCUUUCCUUUCUGACUGGAUCGGCCCCAAGAACUGCCUCAUCGUCGGCGUCCUCCUGCAAGGCAUCGUCGGCUUCAUCAUGACCGCCAUCUACAAGCAUCUCGACCAGGCCUCGCAGGUCGGCGGCUUCGUCGUCAUGUACGGCAUCUUCCUGGCCCUUGGCGAAAUCGGGCCCGGCGACAACAUCGGCCUGGUCGCCUCAAAGACCUCGGCCACCUCGGUGCGCGGCAUGUACUACGGCAUCGCCGCUGCCUGCGGCAAGGUCGGCGCCUUCGUCGGCAACUACAUUUUCCCCGACAUCAUCAAGGCCGCCGGUGACAACGUCAUCAAGCAGGGCCAAUACCCUUUCUACGUCUCCAGCGCCCUGUGCAUCUUCUCGGGGCUGGUUGCCCUGUUUUUCCUCCCGCAAAUCGGUCAGGACACCAUCACCGAGGAAGACGAGCGCUUCAAGGCCUACCUGGUCCGCCACGGAUACGACACCUCCACCCUCGGCACCAAAAAGUACCACGAGGAGAAGGUUCUGGCUAUCGAGAGGGCCCGGGGGAUGUGA